Molecule: messenger RNA, 7286 nt
Organism: Gadus chalcogrammus (walleye pollock)
Lineage: Eukaryota; Metazoa; Chordata; Actinopteri; Gadiformes; Gadidae
Gene: cep170bb
Product: centrosomal protein 170Bb
Exons: 19
Coding region: 21-5096 (1691 amino acids)
Molecular function (GO): protein binding
Source: RefSeq, a predicted model, not a curated record
GUCCCGGCAGGCCUGUGAAGAUGAGUGUGACCUCCUGGUUCCUGGUGAGCAGCUCUGGGACCCGCCACCGGCUGCCCAGGGAGCUCAUCUUUGUUGGCCGUGAGGACUGUGAGCUCAUGCUGCAGUCUCGCAGUGUGGACAAGCAGCAUGCGGUCAUCAACUAUAACCCGGCGACAGACCAGCACCUGGUCAAGGACCUGGGCAGUCUCAACGGGACGUUUGUGAACGACCUGCGGAUCCCAGAGCAGACCUACUUCACCCUCAAGCUGUCGGACAUCGUGCGCUUUGGAUAUGAUACCCAUGUCUACACCCUGGAGAAGAGCCAGCACAUAGUGCCAGAGGAGGCUCUGAAGCAUGAGAAGUACACCAGCCAGCUGCAGAUGGGCAAACACGCAGAGACGGAGGACCGGCCCCGACCUGAGAAACCGGAGCGCACCAAGACCCAGAACCACUGCCCAGGACCCCGGCCGACCCCCCUGUAUGGGCAGCCAUCUUGGUGGGGGGAGGAGGACAUGUGCAGCGAUGGUCUUCACCCAGAGGCCCAGAACCCCGAGCUGUGUGACUUCAGGGAGAACCAGGCCGGGUUCCCCGGGUACCACCGCGAGGCCAGCUACUUCGAGAUCCCCACCAAGGACUUCCACCAGCACCCCAAGUCCCCGGAGGCCGAGCUCCACGAGGUGCCCACCAAGGACACGGACACGCCCCUCGCCACGCCCCCGGCCCCGGCCCAGGCCCAGGCCCCGGCCUCCCCGCCCACCCCCACCCCUCCCGUGGUCCAGAGCCACGCCUCCUUCACCAUCGAGUUCGAUGACUUCACGCCGGGGAAGAUAAAGAUCAAGGACCACGUGACCAAGUUCACGUCCCGCCAGCGGAAGCAGCAGGCGCUGCACCUGAAGGCCCCGGUGGGAGCGCCCGUGGACCUGAUGUCCGCCGAGAGCAAGGUGGCCGACUGGCUGGUCCACAGUGACGUCAGCAUGAUGAAGAAGAGGCCCACCUGCGAGGACGUCUACAGCACCAAGAGCGACCAGGCCAUCAACACCAAGACCCUCAAAGGUCACCACCACGAGGAUGGCACCCAGAGCGACUCUGAGGAGCCCGUUCUGGUAGGGAGGCGGAGCAAGUCCAACCACUCGGUCCAGACCGACCAGUCCGAAGUGUCCCAGCAGACGGUCAAAUCGGGUCAGUCCGUCUGCUCCCAGCAGGCGGUCCCCAUGCCUGCUGUCAGCCCGCCGCAGAGCCACUCUCCCCCAAACCAGACCCCCAUCCAGGAGCCGCCCACCCAGGUGUCCCCACACCACGGGUCCCCCAGCCAGGGGUCCCCCAGCCAGACCUCCAUCCCAGGGCCCCCGGAGCACCUCAGCCAGCAGGCCUUCAUCAUCGAGUUCUUCGACGACAACCCUCGUAAGAAGCGCUCCCAGUCCUUCACCCACACCCCGGCCCAGGCGGACUCCUACUCGGCCCUCAAGGCCAAGAUGGAGCGCCGCAAAGGCACCGAGCGGCCGGCCUCUGUGCACGGCCACCUCCCCCCCACCCAGCAGGUGACCGUUCCCCUGAAGACCCAGGGCCACGGGACCCCCCAGCGGUCCAGCUCUCUGAAGAGGGAGAAGACGGAGGGGGACGUGCUGGCCUCCGCCACCCCGCGCGCCCCCCCCACCAGACCCUUUGGCAGCGUGGGGAAGAAGUCCAAGCUGGUGCAGGAGUUCGCCGCCGAGUUCCUCAAGGACUCUGGGGGUCCGCCGUCUCCGACCAGGGACAGGCCGGGCCCUCCGCCUAUGUCGGCCCCACCCGUCAUGGUGUCCCCCGCCUGCAUGCACCUCCCUUCCCCACAAGAAAGCCCCAAGACCCCCGCCCCGGCCUCGUACCCCUCCUCGCCUGCUCCCCCUGUCCCCGUGUCCAGCACCCUGACCCCCACCCCUACGCGGAGUACCCUGGCCGCCUCUCUUGGCCCGCCCGCCUCUCCGGCCCGCCAGCCCGGCCCCGCCCAGGCCGCCAUGCUCCCUCCGGGUCUAGUGCGGGGACUGGACCCCCGCACCCAGCGGGUGGGCCGGAACGAGGAGGACGACAGCCUGAGCGACGCGGGGACCUACACCAUCGAGACAGAGUGCCACGACACAGAGGUGGAGGAGGCCCGCAACAUGAUAGACCAGGUGUUUGGUGUCCUGGACUCUCCAGAGUAUAGUGGUGUAAACUCCUCUGUUUAUAGGCCAGUCAUUAAUGAGGGGAAGGAUGAGCACACUAGCCUUGAGAUCGAUGGUAGUGCUGUGGAUCCAAUGCAUGGCUUUAACCCGGCCACUAUCAGUGGCACCACAACCGGCCCGGUGCAGGUUCCUCCUGCUAACGCAGCAGGAAUGGAGGGCCCAAAGUGGGUCUCUCGCUGGGCCAGUCUGGCAGACGGCUACGCUGAGGGGGCCUCGCCCCCCUCUGUUGGGGAAUCUCUGGAUGAUUCUCGCUACCUAUCCAGCCGGUCAGUGAUGAGCCAGUCAGAGUCCGAGUGCAGCCAGGUUUCCCGCACCAAGAGGCUGCUACCCCAGGUUCCUCCUGGGGAGAGACUGGAGGGCAGCACCCCCAGCAUCCUGAUCCAGCAGGACUCUUACCCUGGACCAGAAACCCUGGACAGAGAAGCCAGGGCCACAUGCCCUCCCGAAUCUGGCCAGUUGCUUAGCAUCAGAGACGACGUGGACCCGGACAGCCUGAGCGACACCAGCCGUUCGGACGAUGGACAGGAGCGAGCUCACAGGACCAAGGCCAAGACCACGGCCAAGGCCUCGUCCAGAGCUCCUGUGCCCCACGUCAGACCUUCAGAGAGGGUUUCUCCAUCCCCGUCCACCAAGUCCACCUGUUUCUAUAUCGGCUCCGACAGCCCAGGAAAGGCUGACCCACCCCGGAGCCUCAAAGAGGCCCCAUCCAAGAACCCGCCCACCACCGUUCUGAUUCGUCACUUGAGUGGCCACGAGCCCCGUAGGACGAGUGUCAAGCCCAACAGCUCGGCCCCCAACCUCCAAUUACAGGACAAGGAUUCUGUCCCCACGAAAGACGGCGCCAUCGUCAGGCAAGAGAGCUUCACCAAAGAGCGCCAGAGCGACACAGUCCAGAAGAAGAAGCUCCCGCACAUCUCCAGCCACCCGUCCAUCAGGGACAUGGAGCAGAGGAAGGAGGCCGCCCCAGACGUCUUCUUCAAGGAGUCCGAAGGCCCGCUCUUCCACUCCUCUGGGUCUGGCCGCAGCUCCAAGAAGGGCGGCUCCUCCAGCCACAUGGGGGACUCUCUGUCCGGGGAGUCGGACGUGGACACGGCCAGCACCGUCAGCCAGGUGAGCAACAAGAACACACCGGUCACCUCCGUCUCCAAGAAGCGCUCGGUCAUCAGCGGCCUGCAGAAGGAAAAGUCCUCCUCCAGCCCGUCCAUCCAGGAGAAGGGGCGCCAGCUCUCCGCCCGCGAGCGCCUAUCGGAGAAACGCCGGGGCCAGGUGGGGUCCGACGCGUCCGGCGGGAAGGCCGAGGCGGCCAAACGCUUCCACAUGCGCCGCAGCGCCGGCAACCGGGGCUCCCUGGACCUCUCCGAGGGCCAGCCGGGGCAGAGCCACGGCGACAACGUCUCCUCGGACCACGAGGCCGGCUCUCGUGCGUCCGGCCGCACUAAGAAGCUCACCGCCCCUCUGCAGAAGGAGGACAACGGGAAGACCUCCAAGACGGCGGCCCAGCAGGUCCUGACGCGGUCCAACAGCCUGUCGGCCCCGCGGCCCACCCGCGCCUCCAUGCUCCGCCGCGCGCGCCUGGGCGAGACCUCGGACAACGAGGGCGCCGAGACGGACCGGGGGUCCCAGAACUCGGACCACGUGGGGGCGGCGUCCAAAGGCUCGGCGGAGAAGAAGCUCUCUCGGCUGGACAUACUGGCCAUGCCCCGCAAGAGGGCCGGCUCCUUCACCACGCCCAGCGACACCGAGGCCGGCCCGCCCCCCGCCGGGCGCAACAGCUACUCCGGGCGGGAACCCGGGGGCUCCAACAGGAAGUCGUCGGUGGGGGACGCCAGGCAAGCUGCCGCCAAAGGCUCUGGAGCCGCGGCGAAGCAGACCGCUGGCCGGACCCGGUCCAACGGAACCAAGUACUCUGGAACCGCCUCUCGCCGUAGGCAGAAGGGUUCGGACUACUCCUCUUCCUCGGAGGAGGAGUACGAGACCAGCCCCGGCACCUCUAAACCCCGGCGCUCCUCCCAGCCCUCCGCCCCCUCGCAGCCUCACCGCGGGCGCACCGCCCCCUCCCGCCCCAAGUCCAUCUCCGUGGAAACCGAGGACGACGACCCCCAGAACGACGUGGACCCUUACCAGAACUGGACAACGCACAGCGCUGAGAUUGCAAAGCUCAGCCACGACCUGGCCAAAGACCUGGCCAUCCUGGCGAGGGAGAUCAACGACGUGGCCGGGGACGGGGACCCCCCCGUAGCCAUCGCCGGGACCCCGAUCUCCUCCCCAAGCUCCCAGCCCAACACCCCUGCCUCGCCCAUCUCCUCCAGGGAAGAGCUGGUCCAACAUCUCCCUGAGGCUAGUUUAAACUACCAGAAGGUUCCUCCAGGUUGCACCAGUGUCCUGGACGCAAACAUGAAUGAGGCGGAGCCAGGUUCUAAGCAGCGCCGUCCCUGGAACCGCCAAGAGGUGAUCCUGGACAACCUGAUGUUGAACCCCGUGUCUCAGCUCUCACAAGCCAUCCGGGAAAACACUGAGCAACUUGCUGAGAAGAUGAAGGUUCUCUUCCACAACAAGGCAGAGGUCUGGGAGGAGAUCGAGGCUAAAAUCAACGCUGAGAAUGAAAUCCCAAUUCUGAAAACAUCCAAUAAGGAGAUCACCUCCAUACUGCAGGAGCUCAGGAGAGUUCAGAGACAACUAGAGGUCAUCAACACCAUCGUGGAGCCCUCCAGCCUCCAGGUAGGGGCCCUGGGGCCCACGUCGACCAGCCAGACGAGGCCCUCGGCGCGGGACAAGAAGCCGACCAGCCGGCCCCUGGGGGACCGGCCCCGCGGGGGCCCCUCCUCGUCCAACGCCAACGAGAGCACCAAGCGGUCGUCCCGCGGGGCCGCCGGCGGGGGAGGGCAUCACAUGUCCUGAGCGGGCCACCGGGGAUACGUUUGUCCGUAGCUAGUAGCUAUGUCCCGCCCACUGGCUGAUGACUGACAGCCUUUUAGUACCAAUGGUGUUAGGACAUCUCACCUAGACCGUCAACAACACAUGUCUGUGAGCACCGUGUGUGUGGUGCAAACAGAACACCGCGGCUCUCAACGUCCAUCUGUACUUUGUAUCCUUUACAGAAACUAUUUAAGCAACAACAACCAGUAGUAAUUGCUUCCACAUUGCGCCUGCCAACACGAAUAUAAACAAAGUUAUAGAAAAUAUUGUUAUGAUUAUUAGUCGCUUGCACUACAGUACAGUCAGUGGACCCUGUAUCAAAAUGUAUGGAGUAUAUUUAUUUGUGCUUUGAUAAUCUGUCAUUGGUCUGUAUUUAAGGGAGAGGGGAGGUAUAGAAUGUGUGUUUCCUGUCCGACCGGGACAGAUCAAAUGUUAGGGGUACUGAAUGUGUGUAAGCUGAGUGGGUCACUACGUGGACGAGGAGGCCUGUUUGUCAGUAUAAACAAUGAAGAAAAAGAAUGUAGCUUUAAACAAAUUAAAUCAAUACUCACCCGGACAUCCCAAUGCUGAACAACACGGCUUUCUGAUUCUGAAUGAAAAAAUGUACACAAAAAAAGUCAAUUUCGCUAUCUCCUGUUUCUAAAAUGUGUGUGUAGCGUGCCUGACAAGGGAAGUUUAUUUUGAAUGUCUUGGUUUGUGUUUGUCGGCUCGACCUCUUCUAUUCACACGCCAGUACCGUUCAUCUCAUAUCUCUUACAGAUGGAGCCAGCACUCCACCUACGAGCCCUUUACCCAUUUAUCUCUAUGGUAGCUGAACCAUUCUCAUCAUAGCCAAGGUAACAGAAGCUUCUUGCCAUCACUAUUGUAACGGAAGCUUCUUGUCACCGCUAUGGCAACUGAUGAAUUCUGGGCAUCACUAUGGACACUGAAGCGUCUUCUCAUCGCUGUGGUAACUGAACCAACCGUUCUUGCGUCGCAAUGGUAAUUUGUGAAGCACACCAAGUCAUUGUGGCCGAUGGCUGAUGGGCCUUCCCAGGCCAACUUUAAAGCUUGAUACAGUGACGCAUCUCGGUUUCAAAUUGACCAACCCUUCUUUCGCGUUGAAGAGGGUUGGGGCUCAGCUUUCGUUUAACGUGCUUCUCACAGAAUACACAAAUGUGGGGGCUAUAGUUGACAUUACCUCCUCCAUAUCUAAUUCUAGCCGGGGGUUUGAACCGGUGACCUUUCGGUCAAAAGCCUUUCAAUGGUACGUACGAGCGUUAGCCCUAGGGAGAACGUGUGUAGGGUCUUAUCUGGAGUUCCGGUGUGUGUUUCGAAUGACCCCUGACCUCUCUAGUAUGUACCGUGUGUAUAUCCUGUGUGUGUGUUAGUGUCUGAGUGCUGCGAGUGUGUGCGUGCGUGUGCGAGCUGUAGCUCACGGCUCAUCCACUGUACAGAACAGCCGGUAGCGCUCAGCGGCCGUGGUGUGCACAAGGAGCUGGGGCUACCUCACCAAACGUGCACUUCUUUCUUUCAGUUGACCCGAGUUUGCUGAAUGGGUGACUUAGUUUUUGUUUUGCAGUCUGGUGAAGUUUAGAUGUCUUCAACCAAUGGGAAUGUAUUGAUUUGAUCACCUGCUCGGAACGGGGCACCUGAUUGGCAGCUGCUGUAAUGAUGUAACUCUUGCUGCUAAUAGGUGAUUGGUGUUCUACUUGAUUAUGCUUCAUAUGCAUGCUACAGAACAGCUGUAGAGAAACAAGACAAGCUCUUACCGCAGACCAAACCGUCGUUAUUUACUAGCUAUGUAACCAUUACCCUAAAUCUUUUUUAUGGCUUUGAGCGUACAAUGAUGUUGUUCAUCUCGAGUGACAGAGGCAUUUGAUUUACAGAAACUCAUUCCUCUCAUCACAUUCUUUGUAAUAAACUUCUUCAUGCACUCCUGUGAGUACGCGUGCCAUUUUCUUUUCUACGUCAUUGUCGACGAUAUAAAAGGGGAGGCCUUGAUGUCUCAUGACCCAACAGACCCUCAGUGGGAGUUUCGGUCCGUCUGCAAGGCACCUUCACGCCAAGCAGGGGAACCGCCACAGGGGAAGCCAAUGUGCCGAUUUCCUUUUUUUUGAACGAGGGACAAGAAAAUGAUCAGUUGAUCUUACUAACUUCACAUCCAACUCACUUGUUACCUUUUGGAAAAAA